AUGUUAGCCUCUAUCAGAACACGCAUUAUGAUACUAUCUGAUACUCACGCACAGAGGUUCCAACCCGGUCUGGAACCUCUUGAGCCAGUAGACCUGGUGAUUCACUGUGGCGACCUCACAAAUAACUCCACGUUGAGAGACUACCGUGAGGCCAUCCAUCUACUGGACAGUAUCAAAGCUCCGUUGAAGAUCGUCAUCGCAGGAAACCAUGACUUCUCCCUUGAUGAUAAGGCCUACCGUCGUAAGAUCAGGGAAACCUGCAGGAUUAAUCAAGAAAAUCUCAGCGGUGCCAUCAAGGCCGAGUAUGGACAGGUUGGCGAAGCCCAACAGAUACUGCUCGAGGCCGUAGCAAAGGGCAUCACAUUCCUGAGUGAGGGACCUCACCAACUUCAACUUCCCAGUAAUUCUGUUCUGGAGCUUUACGUGAGUCCGUAUACACCUACUCACAACUGCCCUGGCUGGGGCUUCCAGUACGAUGGCAUUCACGAUUUCAACAUCAAACAGGGGACCGAUAUUGUUAUAACACACGGCCCACCUCUGGGAAUCAUGGAUUUAACGUCGAAUAACGAACGAAUCGGGUGCCCACAGUUGUUCGCUGCAGUUGCGAGAGCCCAACCACGGGUCCAUUGCUUCGGACAUGUUCACGAAGGCUGGGGUGCAAAGCUGGUGUCGUGGAGACCCAACAUAUCAAAGGUUCCGCACCAUUUCACCGACAUUAACAACGAUCAAUCCAUUGUGAUUGAGAAUCUGGCACGGUUAACCGGCCACUCGCAUGAGACCCCUCGGGAGAAAGUGUUGAGGGAAUGGAGGAAGAGAGAGUACGCGUCACGACGGUAUUGCCAUAUCAAUCCCACUGGUGCACAGAUGCGACCUGGCGAGACCAUGUUUGUUAAUGCUGCACUUAUGGGAAAUGGACGGUUUGAUAAAGUCCCAUGGUUGGUAGAACUUGAUCUGGACGAAAAUCAAGGGGCAGAGUUUGAUCAGGAACUAUCUGAGUACAUGCUUGGAGUGGGUUUUCAGGGUAACGACAGGGACGAGCGCAAACGAAGUGUCGAAUCUGAUCCUUCAGCUAAUGAGGGAGACAUAAAAAGGAGAAGGGUAACCCAUCCCAUCACAAACUGA
Fusarium graminearum PH-1 is the source of this 1122-nucleotide messenger RNA. RefSeq lists its product as uncharacterized. Lineage: Eukaryota; Fungi; Ascomycota; Sordariomycetes; Hypocreales; Nectriaceae. The transcript has a single exon. The record is from RefSeq and is a predicted model, not a curated record. Bases 1 to 1122 code for a protein of 373 amino acids. Gene Ontology annotation, molecular function: hydrolase activity.